UGACUUCCGGCGAUCAGGAAGGAUCGAGAACCAACGUGAACAAGCAAGCCUAAUCUGAACCCAUCAACAUCAUCUUUGACAAAAUUUCAACAGUUUAUUCAGUUUAAAGUGAACUAAAAUGAAGGGCAAAUCAGGACCUUCGAAUAAUGCCUCAAGAUCUCUGUACAAAGACAAAGAAAAGCCAACUCAAAUCCGUUACAGCAAUAUAACGGCAGCAAAGGCUGUAGCUGAUGCUAUAAGAACAAGUCUUGGACCAAGAGGGAUGGACAAAAUGAUACAAUCUUCCAAUGGAGAUGUAACUAUUACUAAUGAUGGAGCCACAAUCCUGAAACAGAUGCAAGUUCUUCAUCCUGCUGCAAAAAUGUUGGUAGAACUUUCAAAAGCACAGGAUGUAGAAGCUGGUGAUGGUACCACAUCGGUGUGUGUGAUUGCUGGUAGUUUGUUAGAUGCUUGUCACAAUCUCUUGGCAAAAGGAAUCCAUCCAACAAGUAUAUCUGAGGCAUUCCAAAAAGCAUCAGACAAAGCUAUAAAGAUACUGCAGGGUAUUGCUACACCAGUAAAAUUAUCUGAUAGAGAAUCUUUAUUGAAAAGUGCAUCAACAUCAUUAAAUUCUAAGGUGGUUUCCCAGUAUUCAAGUUUGUUGUCACCAAUAGCAGUUGAUGCUGUGAUGAAAGUAAUAGAUCCAGCAACAGCUAGUAAUGUUGAUCUUCGAGAUAUUAAAAUGAUGAAAAAGUUGGGAGGAACAGUAGAUGAUACAGAGUUGAUUGAUGGAUUAGUAUUCUCACAGAAAACAACUGGUGCUGGUGGACCAAAUAGGGUGGAAAAGGCAAAGAUUGGUCUAAUUCAGUUCUGUAUAUCACCACCUAAAACUGAUAUGGACAACAGUGUAAUUGUAUCAGAUUAUACACAGAUGGAUAGAGUUUUACGAGAGGAAAGACAGUAUAUCUUAGAUAUUGUUAAAAAAGUUAAAAAGGCAGGAUGCAAUGUUCUGCUUAUACAGAAAUCUAUUUUAAGAGAUGCUGUUAGUGAUUUAGCUCUACAUUUCUUAGCAAAGAUGAAAAUUUUAGUUGUUAAAGAUAUAGAAAGAGAAGAUAUUGAAUUUGUUUGUAAGUCAGUUGGAUGUAAACCUAUUGCAAGUAUAGACCAUUUCUUACCAGAAAACAUGGGUAGUGCGGAAUUAGUGGAAGAAGUACAGACAGGAACAAGUAAAAUUGUUAAGAUUACUGGAAUGGCUAUUCCAGGGAAGUGUGUAACAGUACUUAUGAGAGGAUCUAACAAACUUGUGCUAGAGGAAGCUGAUAGAUCACUCCACGAUGCCCUUUGUGUUAUCAGAUGUCUUGUCAAAGAAAGGUUCAUUAUUGCUGGAGGUGGAGCACCCGAAGUAGAACUAUCUCUACAAUUGAUGGAAUAUGCCAAUACCCUGACAGGAACAGAACAGUAUUGUUUUAGAGCAUUUGCUGAAGCAUUAGAAAUCAUCCCAUUUACAUUGGCUGAAAACGCAGGGUUAAAUCCCAUAGCUACUGUCACAGAACUCAGAAACAGACAUGCUGAAGGAGAAAUAACUGCUGGUAUUAAUGUCAGAAAGGGAGCAAUAACCAAUAUCCUAGAAGAGAAUGUCCUACAGCCGCUUCUUGUAUCAACAAGUGCCAUUCAUUUAGCAUCUGAGACAGUUAGAAGUAUUAUGAAAAUUGAUGAUAUUGUGAUGUGUAUUAGAUAAUCAUCCUUUGGACCAUGCUGGUGGUAUAUAGAUACAUGUGACACAUAGGACACUCAUCUACAAACUCUCGUCAUAAAUCUAUCAUCCACUAAGUGUUCAGGACAAAGCUUUUUAUAUCCCCUUUAUUGAUGUGAUCUAAUGAUAAUUUAAAAUAAAACUGGUGCCCUGUGUACUUCA
Molecule: messenger RNA, 1894 nt
Organism: Mytilus californianus (California mussel)
Lineage: Eukaryota; Metazoa; Mollusca; Bivalvia; Mytilida; Mytilidae
Product: T-complex protein 1 subunit delta-like
Exons: 14
Coding region: 119-1717 (532 amino acids)
Biological process (GO): protein folding
Cellular component (GO): chaperonin-containing T-complex
Molecular function (GO): ATP-dependent protein folding chaperone; ATP binding; ATP hydrolysis activity
Source: RefSeq, a predicted model, not a curated record